Messenger RNA from Penicillium vulpinum, 1272 nucleotides. RefSeq lists its product as uncharacterized. Gene Ontology annotation, cellular component: cytosol. Lineage: Eukaryota; Fungi; Ascomycota; Eurotiomycetes; Eurotiales; Aspergillaceae. Gene Ontology annotation, molecular function: L-aspartate:2-oxoglutarate transaminase activity; pyridoxal phosphate binding. The coding region runs from base 1 to 1272 and encodes 423 amino acids. The record is from RefSeq and is a predicted model, not a curated record. Gene Ontology annotation, biological process: L-aspartate biosynthetic process. The transcript has 4 exons.
AUGAGCUCUGUUUCUCCUUCAUUUUUCGAGGUCGUGAACUAUACACCUCCAGACGCUAUCUUCGAGCUCACCAAAACAUACAAUGCAGAUUCAACUGCGCGCAAAGUGAAUCUUGGACAAGGAACAUACAAAGAUGAAAAUGGCAACCCUUGGAUAUUGCCCGCAGUGCGAUCGGCAAAAGAGAAAAUCAAGGAUUUCAAUCAUGAAUAUCUCCCGAUCCUAGGUCUCCCGUUAUUUCGGGAACUGGCUACUGGUUUGGUCUUUGGCAAGCAUUCUGCUGCAGUUCAGGAAGGCCGAAUCGCAUCCUGUCAAGCUCUGUCCGGUACAGGCGCACUUCACAUCGCCGGAACAAUACUUAAGCAGGCGCUAGGUCGCGAUACAACCGUGUAUAUAACCAACCCUAGCUGGUCAAAUCACCGCCAAGUCUUUGAAUCAAUUGGUCUCGCGGUCCGCGAGUUCAAUUAUUCGACUAGUGCCGGCGUCAACAUGCAAUCAUUGAUCCAGACACUGAACGAGGCAGCCCCAAAGUCCGUCUUUGUGUUUCAUGCGAGUGCCCAUAAUCCAAGCGGCUGGGACUGCAGUCCAGAUCAAUGGAAAUAUAUCGGUGCUAUUGUGAAGGAGCGACAGCUAUUCCCUCUUUUUGACGCCGCGUACUUGGGAUUGACCUCGGGCGACUACGAUCGCGAUGCAUUUGCCAUCCGAUACUUUGCUGAUGAGCUUGGCCUUGAGAUCGCUGUGUGUCUUUCUUUUGCCAAAAGCAUGGGUCUUUACGGCGAGCGUGUCGGACUAUGUGCCUUUUCAUCGAAUACUCCCACUAUUGCAGCUGCCGUCGAGUCAAGUUUGGCACGAUUGAUUCGUGUUGAGAUCUCUAACCCCCCUGCGUUCGGCGCGCGCAUCGUAGCUGCGGUUCUGGAGGACGAGGAGGUUUAUGCGCAGUGGCGGAACGAUCUCCUCACGAUGAGUUCGCGAAUCGCGGAAAUGCGAUGGCAAUUAUAUCAAGGGCUGAUUGAACUUGGUACUUUUCCCCCUUUGGUUUCAGGAUUUCAUAUGGAAUUGUCUCUGAUUUUUUUUGUAGGCACACCUGGAGACUGGAAGCGCAUCACCGAGCAAAAGGGGAUGUUCUGCAUUCUCGGUCUCACACCGGAUCAAGUACUUCAUUUACAAAAGGAAUACCAUAUCUAUAUGGCCGAGAGCUCGAGGGUAUCUAUUGCGGGACUUAACGGGUCAAACGUUCGGUAUGUCGCGGAAAGCAUAAAUCGGACAUUGAAGUGA